This is a messenger RNA of Doryrhamphus excisus (bluestripe pipefish), 3274 nucleotides long. The record is from RefSeq and is a predicted model, not a curated record. NCBI's taxonomy places the organism in Eukaryota, Metazoa, Chordata, Actinopteri, Syngnathiformes, Syngnathidae.
UCAUGGAAAAGCGGGGAACUUAAUGGAGAGCAACAACGGCCGGCGGUAGGCAAACGGAGGAGGCUAUUGCUAUUUUGAGGAGGCUACUGGGUUCACCAGACCUAAUGACCUGGCUGGUAAACCUCUCGAAGCACAAGUAGUAACGUUUCGGUUAACAAUGAGAUGAGCGUGUUGUUUAGGCCAAACCAAAGCCUAAAUGUGAAUAUGAGGAGUGAACCGCUGUGUGGACCCAUAUCUGAACAAGUGCAGUCUGAGACCUCGUUCUUUCACGCUAGGCGAUUCGGUGGCUGGGGCAGGUCAAAGGCAAAGAGAAGACCACGACCGCCAUACCACCGUGAAACCCCCUUUUUUAAGGAUGUGAUACUGCUCUUCAGCCCCCGUGACAGAAAAGUCCCAAGAAAAAAAAGAAAGCACUCGUACAUGGAAAGGGCCACAUAAUAAGUGCACUACAACUUGAUAAAACAUGGGACAACAGCACACUGCUCCUCAAACUGCAUGAGGCGUUUGAUGGGAGGAUCCCCUCAGAUGUCAGGUGAGUCGUUAAUGGCAAGUUAGCAUAGCUGAAUUCCAACUAGCUACAAACUAGAAAAUGAAUCAGCUACAUCUGACUUGCUAAUGCUGCCGGGGCAGGUAGUAGCUUUUUCUCAUUCAUUCAUUCAUUUUCUACCGCUUAUCCUCACAAGGGUCGUGGGGGGUGCUGGAGCCUAUCCCAGCUGUCUUCAGGCGAGAGUCGGGGUACACCCUGGACUUGUCGCCAGCCAAUCACAGGGCACAUAUAGACAAGGUUUUUUCAUUUAGUCGCCAACAGUUUUGUCUGUAGUCACUGGAAUUGUUAGGUGGACUUAUAUAGUGGCUCUAAUGGUUGUACGAAUGUACAUUUUCAGUUUGGAGAUUCUUAUGCCUUGUGGAAUAAACUGGUCCCACCCAGACUUGGCAAAUGCCAGCUGUUAGAUGCUUCCAUGGUGCAGAUCUUCUUCAAUAAAAUUGCUACAGUAAAUUAAAAAAGGUUUGAUGCCCGGUUUUAUAAUUUUAUUUAUAUUAUUCCUGUUCCCUGGGCUGCUUAAAAUGUGCUCUCCCCUCUGUGAACCAGAUCUCUGAAGCCAAAACACUGAAGGAGCUGCAACAGUUUGCAGAACCCCUCACUGGUUACCUAGCCAAUGCUGGCUGCUUGAGACAUCUCACAAGCCUGGCUGACAAGGACAAACUGCUGGAAGAUAUCCUCAUGUUUCAAGUGGCCCAGCGUGUCUGUGGUCCCAUGGAAAGCCCUGCUGAGGACUCCACCCCGGCUCAUCCGGCCAGCACACCUGGGGUCAAUCUCUGAUUAGGCCUUCUUAUGUCAUGCGGCCUGGCAAGACCCUGUCAGAUUGUCCUACUGUUUACCCUGUAUGGUUCAUGUCUUGCGACUCCUUGCCUAACCUUCUUAGUGCUUUUAUUUCCUGCUGCCUACUCUUUUCCCGUGAGUAGUUGAGCUUCCUAGUUUUUCCUUUUUGCUGCUUUGUGCCUUCUGUUGUACUUCUAGUUCCCCGGUGACCUUUGGUUACCGGCGUCUUUUGUUGUACCGUGUUUUUUCCUCCUCUGUGAGCGCCUUCUGUUACCAUUAAAUACCCCUUUUUUUACCAUCUUUGUCUCUGCUCUGAGGGCCACAACGGCUGGCGCACGCACCAGCCUUUGUAACACCAAUCUCGUUUAGCUGCUGCUAGUAUUGGAGAAGACCUACUAAGGUCACUCUCCAGGGAUGACAUCAAAGAUUUGUUUCCUGGUCCAGAAAACUUUCUGAGACGGCGGGCACUGUGGCUUCUUGUGAGUGGUGAACAGGUUCAGGCUUCUGUCAGUGAUGUGGACUGGACUAAAUCUUCAUUUACUGCAACCACCGGCCCUGAAUAUUUUUGACCAUGUCCAACCCAGAGUACAUUGUCUAUACAGACAGUGAACUUGAGCAGGCAUGUUCAUCCUAUUUUGAACACAAACUGCACUAUCCAAGGAGCUCCUCUUCAGACUCAUGAGGAACACUUUGACCAACAUGAUCUCAAUUGCAAGAGCCCUACGGGACCCAAGGUACCCCAGAGGUCGAUUCCAUGGCUUGGCGAAUGGUGAAGUACUACCUUAUGUUGAAGGACAACCCCUCAGGUGAUAAGUGGGUAUGUAAACUUUCUGGUACAAUAUGUCAAUAUCUAUUCCAUGCAGUAGACUAUAGUUUUUGUUUCCAACAACUGUUGCAGGCACACAUCGGUAAGAAACUCAUGAAGAGACUUUCAAAUGUCAAAAGGCCAAAGAAGGCCAGGUCUAGCCCUUUUAAAGAAAAAACGUUGACUGACAUCUGAUGAGUUUUAUGCAAGUCACUUAAAUACAGACUCUCCUGGGUCAAGCAAUGCCUCUAUGAUCCCGGAGCAGCCACCUGUUGGGUCCAGCACUCCAGAGACACAGCAGGACACUACUGAAGAUGAUGCAGUGGGUUCUACUGAACUGCUCGACAGCCAGAAGAACCAGGCCAGACACUAUAAAACCCUCCAAGACAUGUACAGACGCUUUAUUACGUCUGAUGUUUUAAAGCCACAAGAAAGAGCAACCCAAAUUUUAGAAGCUUACCCGUGUUCCAAACAACUGGACCAUGUAAUGGAUGAGAUGCAGAGAAUUAUCCAACCAAACAAUGGCAACUACAUUGGAGAGAUUAAGGACAGAUGGGACAACUUUUUCUCAAAGGUCCAGUUCUAUGGUGUGAUGAAGAAAGCCAUGACGCCUCCAACGACCUUAAAUGGAGUGGAUCACACCUCAGCAGUGUUUGCAGCCCUGCCAAGUCUCUUUCCAUCGAGUACAUCGCCACCAAAGAAACGGUUGAGGACCCUGAAGGAUUCUUGCAGCAGCGAACCCUGUCUUGCCCAGUGUUGCUCAAAAAAAUACUUCAAGACUCCAUCCAUGCUCAAGAUGCUACCUCCACAUCCAAAAAGGCUCUUGAAGAGUGGAAGUCCUUCAUCCACGAACGAGCUGCCACACCAAACCAGGAGAAGGACCGGCAAAGCCAACCCCCGCCCCCCCAUCCGACACGCCGGACCAGGCUACCCCUCGAGUGAGAACUGGAUCCGGGCUGAACAGGCCUUACGCAGGGCCCGUUGUAACACGGACCACACCCAACCAGAAGAGACGCCGCGUCAGGGUUCCAGGCUCCCCAGCCAGGUGCAGGCGAGCGUGCCCUGCCACUACCAUCGUAAGGGCGCGAGGCACCGUUGGCCAUGGAAGGGCGUAUACCCCCCCCCCCCGCACAGCCGAAACCUGUAAC